This is a messenger RNA of Didymodactylos carnosus, 3348 nucleotides long. Lineage: Eukaryota; Metazoa; Rotifera; Eurotatoria; Philodinida; Philodinidae. The record is from the annotation of a GenBank genome assembly.
AUGUUUCCGAAGAUUCGUAUUCAAAAUGUGAAUACAUUAUUUUUGCGUAAUGUUUGCAAAGGACCAAGUAUCAUGCACAAUGGUCGACAGAGUCAGAAACUAUGUAAAUAUCCGUGUCCCGGUUUAUUACGUGAUGAUAGUAGUUCUGUGAAAUAUAGUGGUCGCAUGAAUAAUAUUACAUGUGGUGGUGUUGAAACUUAUUCAGUGUAUAUUGAACAAUCAUAUCACUUAAAACACGGUCACUUGUUACACUAUCAAAUAGAAUUUAGUUCAUGUCAAAAAUGGCAAACAAUUGGAGGUUACGAAAUGAGUAUUAUCGAUAUACCAAAAUCCGGUAGUGAUUUAAAUACUGUCGAACGCUGUGCUGCUCUGUGUCUUGAUCAAAAUGCUACAACAAAGUAUUUGGCAUUCAAUAGUGAUGAUAAAUGUAUAUGCAUCCUAGGAACAAAAACACUCAUAUUACUACAAAAUCGUGCUUUGUACGUUAGCACACUACCAAAUUCAACAUGUGAUCGAUAUUGUAAUGAUUCGUCACCAGUACAAACAUAUAGGUGCGGUUCAAAGAAGGAUCCAAAAAUAUUUGCUGUUUAUCUUUUGAAUGGAUCAUGUCCAGAAACAACAAUAUUCAUGUCAGAAUUAGGAAAAUGUGUAACAAAGCAAUAUUCAGGUUAUUAUUCAGGACCAACAACAUGCUCGCCUCCCAUGAAAGAAUUUGUUUACGACGGUUCAAUUGCUUGGUCAGCAUAUUUGAGACUACUCAAGAAAUUAGAACUACAUGACGAGCGAGUUUUAAUUGAAUUUGCUGAUCAUAUUACUCCAAAUAAUUCAUGGCAAUGUGGAUUAACAACAACUACAAUUGCUUCGACUACAGGUGAUGAUGAUAGUCCUCGACCCAUUUAUAGAAUACAACGUCCUAUGUGGAGUCAGUUUAGAACAUCAGCAGAACAAAAGCGUUACUUAGUGUACAAUAGUUGUUUAAGAGAUAGUGAAUCGUUAAGUUAUUAUUAUUCUCGAUCGGGUUAUCGUGUAUGCAUCAUGGAACCUGUUGAAAAAUUUUCUUCAUCGUCUGGCUCAGAUAAUAAUAACUCAUCGUAUAUUAUCUCGAUUAGUCAAUUAAAUACUAUCUGUCCACACGGUUGGUUAGAUAUUAAUCAUCGAUGUUUUAGAAUGACAAAACAAAGAAAGAGCAUGGCAUCAGCUAAAAAUGUUUGCAUUUCAAAUCAAGAUGAAGAUAAAGUAAUAACGUUAAUGGGAAUUGUAGAUGACGUACAAAGAAAAACUGAAAAUGAGAGAAAUGCUGGCAGGCCCUUAGAGUACCAAACAGAAUGGGAAGCUAAAAUUGGUUUUUAUUUAUUAGAUAAACAAUUAAUACAAGAUAAAAAAGAUAGCAAUGACGAUAACACAAAUGCUAAUGAAGACGCAACAUUAGCACCUUUCGACUACGAUUAUCCAAUAUCUGGUGCUGCAUCGUCUAGUACACAAUCAUCAUCAAGCGCUUCUUUAUAUCCCGUCUUGGAAUAUUAUGUGUCAGAUAUAAAUGAUAAUAAUUCUUCCUUGGUCAGUGAUAACAAAUGUAUGCUAGUAUCACGAAUGAGUGAAGGUGAUAUACAAUUACCAAAGAUAACUGUUGCACAGUUAACACUUCCUCUCUCAACUCAACGCUCAGAUUGUACUGAACCAAGACAUGUUUUAUGUGAAACAUCACCAGUGUUUGUUGAACGUGGUAUUUAUGAAUGUUAUCAAAAACCAUUAGUCAUGGAUUUACCAGCAUUAAUCACAAAUCAGAUGACACAUGAACGAUGUCUUACAACAUGCCAAGAACUACAAACAAAAUUGGCUAUUAUUAGUAAGAAUAUGUGCUAUUGUCAAACAAAUGACUGGGCAGCAACAGUAAAUGUAACCAGAGAUUUUCAAAGAUACAAGGCAAAAUCAUGCGGGAAUGCGUGUUCAGGGAAUCCACAUGAAAAAUGUGCUGAACCGUAUCCUAAUUUUGUUUAUGAUAGUUGUAUGUUACUCAAUCAACGUUUGAUAUCCUCUAUAACCAUACAAUUUCGUCUUCAAGAACAUGUGUCUCCUCGACAUUGUUUAGCUUUGUGUGUAGCUUCAAAACAAAAAUAUUCUUACAUACAAAAUCGAACAUGUCUGUGUACAGAUAAUGAUUUAAAACAAGAACAACAAUCAGAUGAUGCUGAAGACAUUAUGUUAAAAGGGCAAAAUUGUUCGAUACCAUGUGAUGGAAAUUACUUAUACUCAUGUGGUGGUGAGAAGAACAUUUAUUCAAUGUACAUGAUGCAACCAAAGUGUAAUCACGGUUACGAAGUAGGUGAGAACGAUGUUCAAUGUGUUUACAGCCAUUUUUCAUCUAAAACAAGCUCAUAUGAACAAGCAGUUAGUUAUUGUUCAUCUCAUGGUGCUAAAUUAGCAGCAGUAAAUGAUAUUGUUGAAAUCCAAGAUAUACUACCAGAUAGUAUAUUACAUACACGUUUAAUGAAUUAUAUUCUCCUUUACAAGAGAUUUAGACAUAUUAAUGAUACACGCUACUUCUGGUUAGAUCGUACACAAGAGCUGCCAAAAAAUAAUUCUAUUUCAGACCGUAUUCUCAAACAAUGUAGUGGAACGAAUUCAACUGCGAUUAAUCUCAGUCAACAUUGUAUUGUUGUUAAAUUUGAAACUGCUAAUGAUGGUGGAUCAGUAAGAUGUAUUGACGAGUCGUCACAAUGUGAGGAGAUGUCAGCCAUGCCUGUUUGUAUUCAAGCAGAAGAAGACACCACAUUAAGCACCAAUACAGAUACUAGUAGUGAUAAAUACACUGUAGAGAGUGAAUUACAUUGCGACAACGACCAAUAUCAUUAUGUGGGUGACUAUUGUUAUUCAAUUGACUUGCAUGAAGUUUCGUGGGCAGAUGCUGUCAAACAAUGUGAACAACAGGAAGCAAGCUUAUUCGUCCCGGAUAAAUCAGUACAAAUGCAAUUGAUUAAACUUUUAUUAACAAUGAAAAAGACGUACUCAUCAAAUGGUUUUGCUCAUGUAGGCGUCUAUUAUGAUCCAAAACAACAAACCGUUAAUCAGUUCUCAUCCAAGAACGAUGAGAAAAUCAUUAUACCCGACUCGAACGCCAUCUAUGAUGUAUGUGAUGAAACAUUUCGUGAAAAAUAUGAAAGUUUAAAUAAAACGACGUUGACACCUGUACCGCGUGCAGCAGAUAUAACAGGAUGUGGCUAUUUGGAAUAUGAUGCAUACGGAACACCACUAAUUAGAUGCGAUGAUCUCAUGUGUCAAAAACAAGCAGUAGUUAUCUGUCAAAAAUCACCAACAACGAUUGCAUCAGAUAUCAAAGUUGAACGGUAG